Hypomesus transpacificus is the source of this 1036-nucleotide messenger RNA. Its product is annotated as protein kish-A. Gene Ontology annotation, biological process: intracellular transport; protein secretion. The record is from RefSeq and is a predicted model, not a curated record. NCBI's taxonomy places the organism in Eukaryota, Metazoa, Chordata, Actinopteri, Osmeriformes, Osmeridae. The transcript has 4 exons. Bases 87 to 305 code for a protein of 72 amino acids.
CACAGACUGCCUCCCUUCAGCUACGCAUUACGUAAAUUCCAGGGACGAAAGGGAAGUGUGAUGUGGCUUUGAGAAAACCAACAACAAUGUCUGCCAUUUUCAACUUCCAGAGUCUGCUGACGGUGAUUCUGUUGCUCAUCUGUACAUGUGCUUACCUGAGAGCCCUAGCCCCAAGUUUGCUGGACAAAAACAAGACGGGGCUCCUGGGGAUUUUCUGGAAGUGUGCCAGAAUAGGUGAGCGGAAGAGCCCUUGGGUGGCCUGUUGCUGUGUCGUCAUGGCGUUCAGCAUCUUGUUUGUACAGUAGCAUGACACCUAGCGCAAGGAUCUGAAAAGGGAAAAACAAAGACAGACCACGGACUUAAAAAAUAAUCCAAGAAGCACAACCGAAAAUCCAGUUCCAGUCACCUGGAUUGUGGGGGGGAUACCCAUCGCCGCCACAAGUCAUGGAUGUGGGGAGAGGACGUGGGAGGGGCUGGGGCCAGGAGGGUCGUCGUUGCCCCGCAGUGUGAGCAACUUUCACCAUGGAUUCUGUUGUGUCAGGGCCAGUGUUUACACCCGUCAUGUUAUGUAGGACCAAUGUUUCCUCUUCUGUAUCAUGAAAACAAACUGUCUUGUGGGCUAGGGGUGGUCCAAGCAAUUCACGCAUCUGUUUGUUGUUCUUAAACCUGUUUUGUAACACUUUUCUUUUUUAAUAUCGUCAUCAACUAAGUAAGCCCUAUCCAGUAUGUAAGAUCUGUAAUGUCUUAUAAUCAGCUAUUAUCAAUUUCACAAGUAGUUUUGUGUCUGGGAAUGGAAAUGCGUGAUCGACGUGAUCUGGCUGUCUGUAGUGCGGACUGGACGGUAUCUGUUGUGUAUUUUAGGAUACUCAUUUGCAGCGAUGAUAUACUUGGAUGUCGGUGAGGGUUCCGGAUCAAACGAGCUGGUUGCGACCAGCCGAGGGGCUUCAUUCAUGUCUUAAUGUUCACCUCAGAGAGCAGUGGUGGUUUUUACAAUGUGUCAUUUUGGCGCUAUUUAUUAAAUAACCGUUUUUUGAAA